Pseudocercospora fijiensis CIRAD86 is the source of this 522-nucleotide messenger RNA. RefSeq lists its product as uncharacterized. The record is from RefSeq and is a predicted model, not a curated record. The coding region runs from base 1 to 522 and encodes 173 amino acids. The transcript is spliced from 7 exons. Lineage: Eukaryota; Fungi; Ascomycota; Dothideomycetes; Mycosphaerellales; Mycosphaerellaceae.
AUGGUGCCACCUCAACCUCUGGAAUACACUCCGUCUGCGACAAAGUGUAUUCGCAUUGGCAUGGUGCGGUCCUUCACGUUAAGUCUGUUGGACCGCUGGACUGCAACAAUACCUGGCGACUCUUAUGGACCAUCAUCGUUCGCUUUCCGCUACAGAUCUCGCAGCACUAAGCAGAGGAGUCUGCCAUUCUUGAACCGCAGUGAGACGGCAUCUCACUUGUGCCCUUCCACGACCAAGGAUCAGCUCACACCUCACAGAAGACAAGAAGGAGCCCAAGAAGGCCCGGUUAUUAUGGUCCUGGGCCAGCGUGACCUCGCGACUGGUAUGACUCCAUCCCGCCAUCUUGGGUCUUUCAAGACACCGAUUCACAAUACUACUCAUGCUACGAAGCCGUGGAGCUUCAAGUCACACCUCCAAAUCUCCUCACUCUCCGCCUGUCAGCCCACUGUCGCUCGAUGGCACGGCGCAAGAGGUCGUCGCUCAACGGAUUUGGGAUGUUGUACUUCGACUGCUGACUUUUGA